AUGUCUGAACCGAUUACUAUUACUACCAAUACGGCGAAUACAGUGAUGUCGACGACUGUGGCGGCUGAGAUAACCACGACGGCGACGACGGCGCCUGCGCAAGUGGAAACUGUUUCAGUUUGUGUUUACGACAUAAAAGAGAUUAACGAGAACGGCGACGACGACGACGACGCGACGUGUUACGAAAACGAUAUCCGUGCCGAAUCAACAGAAUCCGCUCCGUCGGCUCGGGCGGUCUCCGGCAAGACAAAAACUCGCGGAAAAAAAACCAAACCGACCGAUAACGCGGACGGUUAUAUAGAAUCAAAAAAUAACCGUCGUGCAGAUAGCAAAAAAAUGUUUAAAUUAAAUCUCAAACCUAAAAAUUGCCUAGACGACCUGGUCACGGUCUCGACGACGCAGGACGCGGAAUGCGACAAAACAAAGAAGCGAGCGAAAUCAGCCGUUCACAAAGCGUGCUUGGUGCUGGUGGACUGCAUUAAAUUCGAUCCGAAAAAAUAUAACAUAUACGAAAUCGAGAGUUCCGAAAUGGUGCUGCUAAUAAUUAUAGUAAAUACAAAAAAAAUAUAA
Messenger RNA from Macrosiphum euphorbiae (potato aphid), 570 nucleotides. NCBI's taxonomy places the organism in Eukaryota, Metazoa, Arthropoda, Insecta, Hemiptera, Aphididae. The record is from the annotation of a GenBank genome assembly.